Molecule: messenger RNA, 923 nt
Organism: Hypomesus transpacificus
Lineage: Eukaryota; Metazoa; Chordata; Actinopteri; Osmeriformes; Osmeridae
Product: troponin I, slow skeletal muscle-like
Exons: 9
Coding region: 78-623 (181 amino acids)
Biological process (GO): muscle contraction
Cellular component (GO): troponin complex
Source: RefSeq, a predicted model, not a curated record
CCUCUCUCAGCUCGUUGCUGCUCACCUUCUCAGGACUUUUCUUUUCACUUUAGAGAGUCUAAGAUAAGAAGCCAAUCAUGGCGGACGCACCGAAACAAAAGUCAAAGAUCACCUCAGCACGAAGGCUGGGGCUCAAGAUCAGACUGUUGACAGUGGCCGCUCAGAUGCUGCAGACAGAGAAGGAGGACAAGAAAAAGGAGAGAGAGGACGCGUUGGCAGACAGAGUUCCUCCUCUAAAACUAUCUGGUCUGUCUGUACAGGAGCUUCAGGACCUGUGCAAAGACUUGCAUCAUAAGGUUGAUGUUGUAGAUGAGGAGAGAUAUGAUGUUGAACUCAAGGUUACCAAGAAUGAAAAGGAGAUCAAAGACAUGAUGCUGAAGAUCAUCGAGCUACAAAGCAAGUUCAAGAAACCUACCCUGAAGAGAGUGAAGAUCUCUGCUGAGGCCAUGCUGAGUGUUCUGCUUGGCUCCAAACACAAGGAGUCCAUUGACUUCAAGGCCAACCUCAAGAAAGGCAAGAAAGAGGAAGAGAAGAAAGAGGAGGUGACUGACUGGCGUAAGAACGUGGAGGCCAUGUCUGGAAUGGAGGGCAGGAAGAAGCUGUUUGAUGCGUCUGGGAACUGAACAGGUACAAGAUGAAUACUAAUCGUUUAGGUUUGGUUUGUCUGGUCAGAAAGAAAAGAUGACUCAAUAUUCCAAAGACGGACAAUGAAAAUAUCAAGAAAGCUUAUAAGAUAAGAUAAUGGAGUGAGUGUUUAAAAGGGAUGGGUUACCUCUGAAUUUAAGUGGUUUUAAAUUAUUUUGUAUUUCUACAUGACAUUGCCCAUUUUUAAUGACUGUAUGGCAUUUUAGCACUGGAUUUGGUAGAAUAAGUGAUUUGGAUACUUGUAUACUUGAUUCCUAGAAAGUGGUGUUUCCUUAUGC